Messenger RNA from Archocentrus centrarchus (flier cichlid), 6519 nucleotides. RefSeq names its product synaptopodin (gene synpo). Gene Ontology annotation, biological process: positive regulation of actin filament bundle assembly. Gene Ontology annotation, cellular component: actin cytoskeleton; Z disc; nucleus. Lineage: Eukaryota; Metazoa; Chordata; Actinopteri; Cichliformes; Cichlidae. The record is from RefSeq and is a predicted model, not a curated record. Bases 1198 to 4713 code for a protein of 1171 amino acids. Gene Ontology annotation, molecular function: actin binding. The transcript is spliced from 4 exons.
GGUAAAAAGGGGAGGUGUGCGCGCACAGUCGUAGGAACUGAAAAGGGGCAGUACACACCCGCGCCGCCUCACACAGCCAGACGCACCGGAGCACAGGUGCUUCUGGACAGAAAACGCACACAGAGAACGAUUAGAUAAAACACAGUGACUUGCAAUCAAAUGAUGAGCCAUUUUAUCCACAAACACACACAUCAGAUCUUUUCUGCAGGAAGCAAAACCCAAAUUGGUGGAACUGUUGACAUCUUAGCUGCAGCAUGCUGAUACAUUUCAGUAUUAACCGAGACAUCCGCCGCAUGGACUAGGAACCUUCAUUCUCACAUGUGGCUUUCUACAAAAGCAGAAGAAUGAAAUCGAUCAUUUUACUUUCAGAGACUGUAUCUGGCUUUAAUGCCUGAGAAAUAACAUGGGACACCAGAUGAAAGCAACUCUUAAUUAAAUGCUUUUGAACACUGAAUACAAACCAGCCUCUGCAGUGACCUUUCCAGUAUGAAAUGCUAUUCCUCACACGCACCUAAAAGCAGGAAGCCUUCAUAUGCACGGCUUCCCUUCGAGUCACUCUAGAGUUAUGAACUCCAUGAUAAAGGGCAGAUCCCUUUUCGCUAAAAGAAAAGUUAUCUGUGAAUUGAAGAUUGAGACGCAGACAAAAAACUUGUUUUUGUGACUAAAAUAGAAGAGGAGGAAAAGCAACAUCUGGGAAAGAAAAAAAAAGGAGUGUUAGAGAGAUGCAAGUAGAGAAGCUUGGACUGUUUCUCAGCCCUUCAUGCCAGAUAUUUAACAGAACACAACAAACUUGUGCAAUUUUCGUGGCGUUUGUCCAUGGGAGCUCAUCCAAGGCUCAUCGGAGCUGACCCUCCUGGGAGGUCCUGUUAGACAGAGGAUAAUACUUCAUGAAGACCAAAGUAGGAACAUACUUCUUCCGUCAAAUUUCGGCUGACUGCCGGACAACAUUUGGAAGAAUUAUUGCUGAAAGGGGAACCGUGACCGGAAACAGAAACUGGGAAAACUGAGCUACUAACUUUCCCUCGUCCAUUGCGUGUGUGUUUUCUUUCGGCUAAUUCACUGUUUGCCAGUAAGGAAUAAAACUUCCAUCUUUCACCAGCUGCUUCAUCCUAUUGGGACAGAAGACUGAGCAGAGUUGGAACAAAGCACUAAUAUUCCACCCCCCCCUGUCGAGUGCUUGUCUUAUUGGGGGCUGCGAUGGAGAUGGAGAAGGGACAUGUGUCUAUCAGGCGAGGGGUGAGCUGGAGUCCGAGAGGAUUGAGAAAACCUCUCCAGCUAACGCAAGACACGCACACCCGUGGGACAGACUACAAUGCAUCACAGGAGAAGACACGAUUCAACAAGGAACACAUGAGCCGGAAAACAAAUCUGAGCAGGAGUGCCAGUUUGUCAGAGAAGGAGCUAAAGGAGGCUCGCAUCAAGAGUCAGAUCAUUGCUGCUCAGCUCACCAUCCCUUCCAACUCCAAGUCCAGGGGUGUGCAGCUCUUUAAUCGCCGUAAGCAGAGAGUCAGCUCCUUCACAUUUGAGAGCUGUGGACAAGGGUCAGAGGAGGACAAAGCUGAGAAUGUGAAAACGGACCCCUCGUCCAACAGACUGACAUGGGCAGAGAGGAGCAGUGAGGAAAAGGACAGAGACCUGAACUUAAAGAAUAGUGCUGUCAAGCCAGUCUUCUCACCACCUGCAAGGGUACAUUCAGUGGGAGAUAUCAUGGAUGAGCCAGCCAAGGAGUUCCACAUUAAAGAGGGAAUGAAUGAAAGUGUUAUACAAGAGAGACAUUUCCUCCCUGUCAAGGAGGAGCAAGAGGAAGAGGAAGGAGCACAAGAUCAAAUUCAUGAGGAUCUAGAGGAUAAGGCCAAGCAUGAGAUUCCACCAGGAAGUAAAAACACUGAUCCAAUAGUGUUGGGACAUGCUGAAGGAGAAGCAAAGAUAAAUGGGAGACAAACAGGACAAGAUCUCCCUGGAAAGCUUCCUAAUGGCUGUCACAGUGCCUCUGGUCCUGAGAAGGUGUCUGUACCCACAUCUAAGCAGACUAGCUCCUUCAUCAAUAGAACUGCCAGGCCCUUCUUCUCACCACCCACAGUGCAGUCUCCUGAGACGGUCGGGCCAGUCAUGGACAUCCCCCCUCCUCCUUCCUACUCUACACCUCCUCUCCCUGCUUUUACUGUCCCCCAACCUGUGGUGGCCUCACCUCUGCCUCCACCUCCAUCAUAUCCCACACCGCCUCUACCAGCGUUUACAAACCAACCUCCACAGACCUACUACUCCAGUCCACCUCCAGUGUCUCCUGUGAUGUCACCUUCUUCUCCUCCACCAUCCCAUUUCUCUGUUUCUCAGUAUCCACCCAUGCCCCAUUAUGGCCCUCCCACAGCGCCCAAACCCUCCACUUUUGUUCCCCAGCCAUCCGGGGAGAGGAAGCUGAUAACACCGAUCAAAACAGGAAUACUUGAGGAGGGCGCUGCCAGGAGGGCAAGUAAGAAGUCAAUGUUCACAUUCAAAGAGAAACCAGUGGUUGCUCCAAACCCUGAGCUGCUUUGUCUGGUGCAAGGUGUGGAUGACAGAAAGAAACAUGGACACAAAUCUGUGCCUGAGCCAGGAUCUGAGGAGGAGUUACUGGCUCUGGGUGCAGAAGCCUCCAACUUUCUUGCCAAGGAAGAGGACACAGCAGAGGGAGCAAGUGCUCCAGAAUGGGCCUCCUGUCUCAAGAGCUCAAGGACCCGACCGCGGGCAGAGCACCAGCCGGAGCAGACACUUACCAACGUGUCUGGAAAAGGUGCUGAACUGUUUGCUAAGCGUCAGUCCAGGAUGGAAAAAUAUGUAGUUGAGAAUCAGAAUUCGGGCCAAAUUAGAUCUCCUUCUCCUACAAUGUCUCUGCCACCGUCCUGGGUUUACCCAUCAAACAUGCCUGGUAGGGUCAAAGCUAUUGCUAAAAACUCUGACAUGUGUGCUCAGCUUUCACAAAAUCUCAAGGCCCAACAAGCAGUCAAGCAGAAACCAAUGAAAAAACCUCCAGCACCAGAGCCAGUUCCAGAGCCUCCGCCUUUGGAAAAUGGCUGCUCCAAGAUAGAGAUGGAUCUGUCAAGGCACCGGCCAUACCAGAUUAACUCUUCCCUCUUCAUCCUCAAGCCAGUCAAAGACCCCAUCAGUACCCUACCUAAAGGAGCACCACAGGCCAGGAACCUGAUCUCCUCUUCAACUUUCUCCAGACAGACUUCCCUCCCUAACAAUCCCCCCUCUCACUUUACUCCCCAAUGCAUGUCUCCUCAGCUGCCUCUCAGCCCCACAGGAGGACCAGAUUAUCCAUCAAAUCCAGCAUCUGGGCAUCAUCCAAGGAUCAGUUCUCCAAUGGCUGCCUUUUCUCCAGACCGGGUGUCCUCUCCCCGGUCAUCAGUACAGGCACCAAGGCCCACAUUUUCUGCCAAAAAGGCAGGGAUUGCACCACAGACAACAAAGGAGUCCUCUCCUGCUGAAGUUCCCAGUGAGACACCUACACCAACCAGGACACCUAACCUCACGCAUGGCCCAGGCAGCCCAGCUACUGGAACCUGGACUUCCAGCCUCCAAACAAGCCCCUCUCCCUUCAGCAGCUCUAUCCGUUCAGUCACAUCCCCUGUAUCUUUUCCUAAUAAUUCAAGAUGCCAAUCCCCUAUGACCAGUCAGAAUAUCCAGUUUUCUACUGUUACUUCCACUUCCACAUCCAGACCCUCACAAACAUCUACAGCCACCUCUCCAUGCUCUCCUCCUUGGGGUUCAAGAUGCCAGUCCCCAAUGGUCAGCCAGUCCCAAACUUCUACAUCUCCUUCUCCUCUUUCUCCUCCUUGGGGUGCAAGGUGCCAAUCCCCAAUGGGGAGCCAGAACAACAAGUCCUCCACUUGUGUCACCUUUUCUUCAUCUAAACCUCCCCAGAAAUCUCCAGUUACUUCUCCACACACACCUCCCUGGGGAUCUAGCUUCCAGUCUCCAGCGGUAAGCCAGAAUACCCAGUUUUCCACUAGUUCUUCAUUUCCUACAUCCAGACCUUCCAAAACUUAUAUAACCACACCUCCUCCUUGGGGGUCAAGAUGCCAAUCGCCAUUAGUAAGCCAGAACACCCAGUUCUCUAAUGUGUCCAUUUCCACAUCCAGACCAUCCCAAACAUCUACAGCCACAUCUCCUGUCUCUCCUCCAUGGGGCUCACGUUCUCAGUCUCCUUCACACUUUCAAACCAGUUUCUCUCUCUCUACCACUAAACCUCUAUACACAUCCUCUGUCACCUCCCCUGUUUCCCCACUCAAAGACAAUCGCUGCAUGUCCCCCACUGUUAAUAACUUAGACUCUAAAGCCAACCAUCGCCUUCUGGCCAAAAAUAUCAUCAAUGCAGCCAAACGUAAAAACAGCCCCUCCCCUGGUGCACUAAGUGGUCACAGUCUUCCCAUCUCACCUCUGGGAAAUUCCCAACAUGGCUAUAAUAGUCAAAAAUCACCCGUCAACCUCUUCCAGUCACGGUCACUGGGGGCGCAGUCCCCUACUUUCGCCAGCCCUCCCCCGACUCCAACUCAGAGAAUCUGCUCACCUGUGCGGCUCUACAACACUCGCUCCCUGACCGACUCGGAUGCCUCUAUUGAAUCUGAAGACUCAGGCCUCCGCUCGCCUGGCCUGCACUCCUACAACACCUGUCCCCGUGGCUGGGGUGGCAGCCUGAGGGUGAAGAGAAGCACCAUCUCCAGUGACCUGUGAAGGUGUAAUUGGAUGUUAAUUAAAGCAUAAUUUCAUAUUUCAUAGAGUUUUGUGGAAUUGGAUCACCAAGUAACAGUUUCUUGUGACGUUUCAUCAGACUAAUAUUAGAUAAAUACUACAUAAGUAACUUUGAUUGUAGAUCCUGUAAUGAUAUAUGUUGCAUCAAGGUAGUUUAUAGUAUUUCAUAUGGCUCACAUUCAAAGUAUGGCUUGACAAGAAAAAGCUUUUUACACAGCACAUUUACUGUGGCUCGUAUGCUUCUCACAUGCCAAAAAAGUACAAAGACUUGAAAUAACCAAAGAUAUUUCAAAUCACUUUAAAUUCAUAUUAUACUUUUUUCACUUUCACAACAUACACACAGAAUCUUCACGGUCAAAAACUGCAGUUAAAGUGUUCAAAGUAUCAGCUUUCAACUUUAUUAAUGAACUAUCAUUAUAAUGCAGUUCAAAAAUGGCUCUGAGACCUAAAAAUGUCGAGGGAUAAGGAACUGAGUAACAUGUCAGUAUAGCCCUCAAUGGACUGUACAGUGCUUUGGUUGAGGUAUUCUCAUUGUAUUGAAAACUCACUUAGACAGGACUGAGAAAAAUGGGCUUCCUUCCCUUUUCCACAGCAAAAACACAGUCGUAGGUAGGACGCAUGUUUUUUAUUGGCUGUAAUCAUUGCAGAGUAAGUCAAACGCAUAAAUAUCAUAGUGCAAUAAAAGGUUUAGCACAGUGUAUAGAUGUUGCUCUAAGUACUGAAUUUGCUGAAAUGAAUGUAAGCUGUAUAGACAGACUGACAAAGAAUGACAGAAAAAAAGGGAAUGUUAAAUACAAGGAGUUAUGUGGAGGUGAGAUAGGGCAUUGAUACAACUGUUCAAUCAAACACUGUUUCCAAGUUCCAAGGAAGAUGUCAAAAAACUGUUUCUUUGUUUUUUUUUUUUUUUUUGUUGCUGUUGUCACAAGGAAUGGAUUAAAAAUAUAUUUUACUGCUUGUUAGAACGAGGUUCAGAAGUAAAAGUGUAUGUCACACAAGUUCAGAGAGUCAAGAUAUUAAGUUUUUGUGUGGAAAAAAGGUUUGAAGAAUGUUGUAUGUAAUGAAGUGACUGUGGGAAGAUGCUUGGAGGACGUGUAUGUAUUUCAAAUGCAUAUAAAAAUCAAAUGUACACUCUCAUUCACUUUUAUUGUUUCUCCUUGUACUCGAUUUGCAACUCUUUUCAUUCCAACAUCAGCGGCUAAGUUGGGCGUUAUUUAAAACUUGAUUGCUCUAAGAGGUUUCAUCACAAUUAACUCGCAGACAUAUGUAUACUGUAAAAAAAUAAGCUUACUGCUGGAAAAUGCAAUAUGCUGACAUGAUGGUGAUGGUGGUACUUAGCUGCAAACAUAAGUGCUGCCAGAACUAGCUUUAUGUUUCAAGUGUGGAACCAUUUUACCCCACCUUCUCCCGUCGUGCGCUAGCACAACAGAUCAUUCCUUCAUUCCCUGAUGUGUCAGCCAAGAGCAUCAGCACAUUUCUAAAUAUUUACCCUGUGUGCCUUUUGAGUGACAGGGACUCCUGCUACACGGUGACCCAGCUCCUUCAGCAGGAUCAGGCCUAUCACUGUCAUGGCUUGAGUUCAACCUGGGUCGCCUCCAGAUGGACUGCAGAAGUUCUGCAGAAGACAUUUAACAGGAAUCAUUCUAGUUUUGAAUUUAAAAAAGCAGGGUUAAUGUAUUACUUUUUUCUUUAUUUGGUUUCAUGAUUGCAUGCCUGCAUUUUAUAACCCAUGUUGCAUUCCAUAACUGUAUGAUCUUUGAAUGAUUUUAAGCAGAAUAAUAAAAUAUAUGA